AUGCCACAUCUGCAGUCUGGGCGGGCGGCUGCGCCAUGGGAGGCCUUCUGCGCCACGUUUCCGGCGUCUGGCGAUGGGUUACCGCGCGACGGUGAUGGGUUGGCCGAUGCGCUUGCCGUCAUCGUGGCGGCGCACGGCGACGGCGCCGAGCUUGUUCACAGCGGCCGCGACCGCACACCGGCUCCUUGCAACUAUGCUCUACUGCGCCGGCUGUCAUGGGAUGCGGUCGACGCCUCGUUCUUCUCGGCCACCCUCCCCGCCCUCGUCGCCGCCGUCCACGCCCUCUCACAACACUAUCCGGACGCGGACGCGGCGCCGGCACAAGUCGAUGCCGCCGGCGACUCGACUGCGGCUACCUAUACGAAUGUUCUGGCACUCGUCGGCGCCGCGUUUUUCUCGCUCUUCCCGGCCGAGACCGGCUUCUCGCUCGCGCCGAUCUUCUCCAUGCGGGCAAACAAGGCCAAGGCGUAUGCUGUGGUGGAGUACUUUGCGCGCUCACUCCACGAUCCCCCGCGCCACGGCAGCCUCUCAGUGAGCCGCAUCGCAAUGCCAGAUGCCGAAAUACCAGACUGGGCUAACGCGCAAGACAUACACAUGGCGACAGCAUCUGUGGCCAUCUUUGACUCGGGCAACAUCGAGGAUAAUGGCGGCGCCGCCGGCAUGGUCCUCGCCGACUUUGCCAACCGCUUCCUCGGCGGCGCGGUGCUCACCCACGGCGCGGUGCAAGAGGAGAUCUACUUUGGCGUUGUCUACCCGCAGCUGCUGGUAGCAAGGCUGCUCGCGCCGCGCCCGAUGACAGCCGAAGAGGUCAUCGUCAUGGAGGGCGCCGAGCGGUUUUGCAACUACUCGGGCUACGCGCAGACGCUCAAGUUUGCCGGCUCGCACGUUGAUGGCUCGCCGCGCCAUCCCGAGUCCGGCUCGUUCCUCACACGGAUUGUCGCUUUUGACGCCCUGCCUUUCUACUGCCGAGAGGACGCCAAGGCCCAGUGGAGCCGCGCCUGCAUCGAUCGCGAGCUGCGCAAGGCUCUGACCGCCUUUGCGCGCCACCGUUCCGAUCCCGAGGAGCUGCCGCCUGUCGCGACCGGAAACUGGGGAUGCGGCGCCUUUGGCGGAUGCAAGCAGCUCAAGGCGUUGCUCCAGUGGAUGGCUGCCGCCGCUGCAGGCCGACCGCUGGCGUACUUCACCUUUGGCGAUGUAGAGCUGGCCGAGGCGUUCGAGGCGACGGUCGCCACCGUGGUGGCUAACUCGGCCACAGUUGCCGACCUCUACAGCUGGACCUGCAGCUACGGCGCGUCCAUCGGAACCCUUUCCUCCGGCCGCGACCUGCUCAACUAUGUGGCCCAACGGGCCAUGGCGAGCGCAUGAGCCUUCGACCGUGCCACUGCCCGCGCCCGCGCCGCUGCUCGGGACGCUACCGAGUGCAUGACUCCAAAGUAAACGAUGGGGAG
Molecule: messenger RNA, 1448 nt
Organism: Thecamonas trahens ATCC 50062
Lineage: Eukaryota; Apusomonadida; Apusomonadidae
Product: Poly(ADP-ribose) glycohydrolase isoform
Exons: 1
Coding region: 1-1365 (454 amino acids)
Biological process (GO): regulation of DNA repair; ATP generation from poly-ADP-D-ribose; nucleotide-sugar metabolic process
Cellular component (GO): cytoplasm; nucleus
Molecular function (GO): poly(ADP-ribose) glycohydrolase activity
Source: RefSeq, a predicted model, not a curated record